Saccostrea cuccullata (small rock oyster) is the source of this 1364-nucleotide messenger RNA. RefSeq lists its product as uncharacterized. The record is from RefSeq and is a predicted model, not a curated record. The coding region runs from base 400 to 1356 and encodes 318 amino acids. The transcript is spliced from 2 exons. Lineage: Eukaryota; Metazoa; Mollusca; Bivalvia; Ostreida; Ostreidae.
CAUAAAAGCAUUCUAGCAAUCCACAAUUUUAUUAAGGACAAAACUAAUUCCAUAGCUGGUAAUAUUUUAAGCCAAAGUUCAAGUGUUAUUAAUCUCAAGUCUGUAUCAGAAAAUUUCAUCGAAAGCAACAGGAGUCCAUAAUGCAUGCAGGAAACGAAAUUGAUAACUGGAGUUAUAUUGGGUAUGUAGGAAAUUUAACAUUUUGACAGAAUUUGAUUUGGUAAGAAAGUUUCCAUAUUUUCUAAGCAGAGUUAAUUGAGAUACGUCUACAAUAUUUUAUUCACUUGUCAAAUUAAAAUCGUCGGUGUCUGAGCUUGACCCCCCAAUACCUAUCGAGAGAAAGCUCCUGGAAGUAAAAUCUGUGACUUCAAUAGCAGAAAGGAAUACACGCCACUGAAAAUGGACUCCAUUAGAAGCUCACAAAUAACUGAAGGCAUACAACGCAUAUCAGAGUCAGUGUUUGUGGGACUGUGUCGUAUAGUGGGUACCUCACAACUGGUGGCCUCGAGGAGAGAUAUGGUGGACAUUAGGGAUACUUUGAUAAAUCAAGUGAAAAAAAGUGAUGAGACCAGUGAGAUGGUGAGUGGAAGUUACAGAGAAGGAUUCCGACUGAAAGAAUCAGAUUUAGACGAAAUGUUCUGGCCAAAUGAUCACCGUGUGAUCUGGGAAUUAUCUCAGUCUCAGUAUUACAACACACGCAGACAAACACUGAUCCUAUGUGACUGUUCUGAUAGUCCACCAGGAUUCACUUUGUUAUAUCUAUUUUCACCUAGAACGAACAGAAGAACCCAGAGAGCGUGUGUUAGAAUGAAUAACAGAUAUUAUAUAUCUAGUUCUAAAUACAGACAAAUCUCUUUAUCUUAUGUAAUAGUACCUUAUAAUCCCACUCUACAUGGACCAUGUGUCAGUGGAACAUAUGGAAAAAACAAAUAUGAUCAAGCCCACUGUUUUUUCAGUGACUUUUGGCCUCCCUCUGCCUCCUCAUGGAUAGACAGAUGUCACUCAUGGCCCCAACCUCAUGUUGUUGAUGAUAUAGUGAAAAAUGGAUGUCACUUUGUAGCAAUUGGACAUAAGCUAGGAAAUUAUGAAGAUCAUGAAUGGAGAAUUUCUUUCUCUCUGGCAGAACAAAAACUAAUAAGUACAAUGAACCACUGUCAAUUUUUAACAUAUGGCUUACUUAAAUUGUUCUUAACAGAAAUAAUUAACAAUGGAGUAGGUGAUGAUGAUAAAUUACUGUGUUCCUAUCAGAUGAAGACGGCAGUUUUCUGGGUGAUUCAACAAAAUACAAUACCUCACUGGUGUCCACAAAAACUCUUGGGGGGUUUCUGGGUCUGUUUAAAACUCAUCCUCAAAUAGGUGUAUGA